UUUGUAACCGUUAGUUCAAAUAGCUAAUUUCACAUCUCAAAAUUGCCGAUUUUCACAAAUAAUCAUGAGUUAACUGUGGUGUUGCAGUUCCUGAAAGAGGAUACUCUUCCUUUUUGUUACAGAACUCAACUACGUCGUAGAAUGAAUGUCAAUAGAGAAGUCGAUAUCGUUGAAGAACAGCUGCAAAGUAAUUCUUUAGAGGAUUUGAACUCUUGCUCCUCAUCUAUUCUUAAUUCCCCUGAUCGAGAAGAUAUGUUGGUAGAUGACGAUGAUUACGACGAUGGAAUAAACGUCACUUUAUUGUCAUCAUCAAUAGUGAAGGAUUCUGCUGAAGAACCUCUUCGUAAAAAUACAGCGGAAAAGAAGCCAGAUGCUUCUGCCACAACCUCUGGCUCGAAAAAUGGCAUAAGUAAUGAUAGCGGUGCUAAUGUGCCAUCCACCGUGGUAGUUCCAAAGGACAUGAAGCUGAAACGUCUUAAUGGAGCUGCAAAAAAGAGGUUUAGGUACCUUGUUGAUCACGGGCAUAGCCGUGAUGAGGCCCGAGUCUCAGCAGAGAAGCCUUUCCGUGUUCCUCAGCCCGAUCCAAUUAAACGUCGCAGGAACGCUGACCUGAGCGAAUCUACUUCUAGCGACACAAAUCCUCCAAAAAGGCUUGCUAGUCAGAUUGAUAGAGGACACACUUAUCAAGUAAGGUCCUCAGUUCAAGGUCGACUAGAACAAGCUAAAAAGGAUAACCUGUCGCUAGAUCCUAAAGAGGCAGCUGUAGGCAGUGGACCUCAUAAACCGUUAUACUCAGAGGUGACGAACUAUAUUAGAAUUGGCAUUCUCCCUGAAGGCUUUCCUAAUAUAGAACUCAGUACUCAACAACUAACGAUGACGCAAAAUGAAAUACUGAAAAAUGUUGCUGCGCAAAGAAAGGAGCCAGUUAAACCUAAGUUUGGCAACUGUUUGUUCCGACCAGGGCAUAUGAUCGUCAUCUGCAAGAACCAAGACACAGCCAAUUGGUUAAAGGCUAAAAUUUCCCUAAUCCAACCUUGGGAGAAUGCAUGCCUUAUUGCAGUUGAGGAGAAAGAUAUACCCAGGCCCGAAGUAUUAGUAGGAUUUUUCCCACGAAGCGAACAGGAUACAAACGACGAAAUCCUCGCCUUUGUGGAAAGCCAGAAUGAAGGCCUUGUAGUUGAUGCUUGGAGGGUUCUUAAGAGAUACGUGGUAAAACAACAUCACGUGGAACUCGUUUUCACUGUAGAUGAUGUUUCCUUGAAGUCUCUGGAAAACUGCAAGUUUACAAUAGACUACAAAUUUGGAGUGGCCUAUUUAAGAAAACGAAAUUUGAAGGAAGAGGGCACUGAAGCUCUUCAACUAUCCAUCACCAUCAGUAGCAAGCAGCUCAACAUCAUCAUUUUCCAGUGCAGUGGGCCACCGACGCCGCGCUGCAUUACCUUUACUAUGCAGCUGAGGCUGUUCGAGGUCGUUUUCUGA
Messenger RNA from Aedes albopictus (Asian tiger mosquito), 1479 nucleotides. RefSeq lists its product as uncharacterized. Bases 142 to 1479 code for a protein of 445 amino acids. The transcript has 2 exons. NCBI's taxonomy places the organism in Eukaryota, Metazoa, Arthropoda, Insecta, Diptera, Culicidae. The record is from RefSeq and is a predicted model, not a curated record.